AUGAAAGUGAUGCAUCAAGAUGAAAUGGAUAUGAUGAAAGUAAUACACGCGGACCUACCGGCUCAUUUGCAGUCGGUGGUAAGAAUCGAAGGAGAUAACGUCUUCAUAAACGAAGCGGGAUUUCGUUGUUUGCCUUCUUCGACAACAUCUGCUCUGCCAUUCUCACGAUUUCCGUCUUCUGCCGUUCCUCAUGCAAUGUGUAUGAAUCCAGGCACGGUACCGCCGGUCGACAUGCCUCCAUUCAUAGCAGCUCCUGGUAUACCACCAGUAAUACCCUCAAGAUCAAUAGUAUCAAGCAUGCCUCCUUCCAUGCCGUCAGACGACGUCAAGCAGUGUCCUUACCGACGUUGCGGUAACACCAAUCCAGAAAGUGCUCCGCCAGCCAUAGCUUCGACAACGGCACCUCCUCCAAAUGCUGCUCUUCCACUCAACAUGAAUGUACCACCACCAAAUGUUCAGAGCGGAUCCGAACGCGGGCGUCAACGCCUUUGGCGCACGCUCGAGUUGAGAACUUACGUUAGUCCCGGUAUCGGUCUAAUCGGUAAUUUCUCACCUCCAUUGAACGCUCAUGACAAUGACGGUAGUGGCGAGGUCGACUGGACAAGCGGCCCGCGUGUAUUUCAGUAUCGAAGCGAACCCUGUUACGAUAAACGUCAAGGUACUGAUAUGCGAGAAUUCGAAGGCAGAAUUUCAAUCGAAAUGUUCGACUUUUACUAA
Molecule: messenger RNA, 717 nt
Organism: Haemonchus placei
Lineage: Eukaryota; Metazoa; Nematoda; Chromadorea; Rhabditida; Trichostrongylidae
Source: the annotation of a GenBank genome assembly